Piliocolobus tephrosceles (Ugandan red Colobus) is the source of this 3152-nucleotide messenger RNA. Its product is annotated as protein Wnt-16. Lineage: Eukaryota; Metazoa; Chordata; Mammalia; Primates; Cercopithecidae. Gene Ontology annotation, biological process: canonical Wnt signaling pathway; neuron differentiation; cell fate commitment. Gene Ontology annotation, cellular component: extracellular region. Bases 295 to 1392 code for a protein of 365 amino acids. Gene Ontology annotation, molecular function: cytokine activity; frizzled binding. The record is from RefSeq and is a predicted model, not a curated record. The transcript is spliced from 4 exons.
AACAGAAGUUUCUCACCUAGGAAUGCGAGGGGCGCUCGCGCAUCUCCUGCACAUCUCCACCUCUGCGCAGGAGGAAAGCCCCAAAAGCAGCUCUCUCUACCUCUCCUACAGCUCCCUGCAAACGAGGACGAAGCUGCUGAGAGCCCCUAUCACUGCUGGCUUUUAAUGUUGUAUGCAAGGAGGAAGAGGGCGAGGUAUAACUUGAUGCUGGACAACUGACCUGCGGCCCGAAGGGCCUCUGGGGAGGGGGUGCAAAAGAGGAGCGGCUGGUCUCGGGGACUCCAUGCGGAGGCCAUGGACAGGGCGGCGCUCCUGGGACUGGCCCGCCUGUGCGCGCUGUGGGCAGCCCUGCUCGUGCUGUUCCCCUACGGAGCCCAAGGAAACUGGAUGUGGUUGGGCAUUGCCUCCUUCGGGGUUCCAGAGAAGCUGGGCUGCGCCAAUUUACCGCUGAACAGCCGCCAGAAGGAGCUGUGCAAGAGGAAGCCGUACCUGCUGCCGAGCAUCCGAGAGGGCGCCCGGCUGGGCAUUCAGGAGUGCAGGAGUCAGUUCAGACACGAGAGAUGGAACUGCAUGAUCACCGCUGCCGCCGCCACCGCCCCGAUGGGCGCCAGCCCCCUCUUUGGCUACGAGCUGAGCAGCGGCACCAAAGAGACAGCAUUUAUUUAUGCUGUGAUGGCUGCAGGCCUGGUGCAUUCUGUGACCAGGUCAUGCAGUGCAGGCAACAUGACAGAGUGUUCCUGUGACACCACCUUGCAGAACGGCGGCUCAGCAAGUGAAGGAUGGCACUGGGGGGGCUGCUCCGAUGAUGUCCAGUAUGGCAUGUGGUUCAGCAGAAAGUUCCUAGAUUUUCCCAUCAGAAACACCACGGGCAAAGAAAACAAAGUACUAUUAGCAAUGAACCUACAUAACAAUGAAGCUGGAAGGCAGGCUGUCGCCAAGUUGAUGUCAGUAGACUGCCGCUGCCACGGAGUUUCCGGCUCCUGUGCUGUGAAAACAUGCUGGAAAACCAUGUCUUCUUUUGAAAAGAUUGGCCAUUUGUUGAAGGAUAAAUAUGAAAACAGUAUCCAAAUAUCAGACAAAAUAAAGAGGAAAAUGCGCAGGAGAGAAAAAGAUCAGAGGAAAAUACCAAUCCACAAGGAUGAUCUGCUGUAUGUUAAUAAGUCUCCCAACUACUGUGUAGAAGAUAAGAAACUGGGAAUCCCAGGGACACAAGGCAGAGAAUGCAACCGUACAUCAGAGGGUGCAGAUGGCUGCAACCUCCUCUGCUGUGGCCGAGGUUACAACACCCACGUGGUCCGGCACGUGGAGCGGUGUGAGUGUAAGUUCAUCUGGUGCUGCUAUGUCCGUUGCAGGAGGUGUGAAAGCAUGACUGAUGUCCACACUUGCAAGUAACCUACUCCAUCCAGCCUUGGACAAGACGCCUCAGCAAUACACAAUGGCAUUGCAACCAGAGGGGUGCCCCUCCCUGUGCAGCUAGUAAAGUUGACUCUUGCAGUGGAAUCCCCAGAACCUUGGACCUCUCUGAGAGUUUCCCUUACCUGAUCGACAUAUUUUCCUUUAACUGAUCAACCCAUUGAUCGUGUGGAUUUCUUCGGAUUCUAAUGUUGAAAAGGUUUAUAUUCACCUUUUGGUGAUUUGGGGAAUAUAUAUUGACAUAUGAGGAAGAUAAUCUGUUUCCUAAGCAAGAAGUAACAGGAAAGAUCCCUCAUGCCAGGAGGCCUGCCACACUCAGGAUAAGAUCCUUGAAUAUGGAACUUAGUUACAGGACUCAAUAAUGGUGGGUGAACAUUAGUCAUUUUUAAAAGACACCUCUUAUAGCAAUAAGGAGACAUUGACAUGAAUCUCAUUUAUUCUCUCAGUAUUUUAAUUGAAGAAAUCAUACUGCUUGUGCGUAGACAGAAGAUGUUGAAAAGUUAACAUAAGCAUUGGGUGCUGACUUACCCUUUCAUGCAUUUCCAAAGGAAGGAUUCCAAAAAAAGAAUCUUCUUAAGUGAUACAAUAUCCCUAAAAAAAUGGUCGUUACAGACGUUUAGUGACAAACAAAGAAACAAUAAGUAAAGAGUAAAAUGAAUGAUUUAGAUUUUAAGUGCCUUUUCACUGGGAGAAUCUGGAAAACCCUCCAUAAGGUAUAUAGCAAUCUUUGAUCUUUAGAUUCAUACUUUUAUCACAGACCAGUUUCAAUGGUUAAAAACCCACCUCUGAGAUACUAGGGGGGAGGAUCCUGAAACGUGGGAAAAGUAGAGGUAAAAAGUGGAGGUAAAAAUACAAUUUCAUACAUUGUAAAGAAAAGCACCCCUUAAAUGUGUAAAGACAGUGUUUUGUAUAGUAUUUUGUUUAAAAGGUUUCGAUUUUGUAAAUACAGUACUUAAGUUAUAUGAUCUAUAUUACAACAUUUAUUGACAAAGCCCAAGAACUAAGGCAGUAAAAUUAUCUCAUAAAUAAGAUUAGCUUCUCUUUUCUUUCAUACUACUAACACUAUUUUUUUGGACAUCGAAGAGAAUUUAACUUAGCAGUUAGUUAUAUGGAUGUGUAUUUCUUGCUAAAAUGACAGUUUUACAUGUUAUAGAUUAAAAUAUGUUGCAAAAUAUCAAAAAUUGUGUUAUUUCAGCAGUAAGGUUAAUUGAAUUCUCUUUUCACAUUAGUUAUGCUUAACUCAUAAGGUUAUUAUAAUAAAUUAUAUUAGUAAAAGUCUUAACUGGAAAAAUCGAAAUCAGAAUAGUGAUCAGUUUGAUUUGAUAUCCUGGAUAUUUAUUAUAUUUUAUGUAAUGCUGCAUUUCUAUUUGAGUGUUGAGUGGUCUUUCUUGUUCUAAUAUUCAUGCGUGUAUAUUCGUCAUAUUUUACAGGGUUCCUGGUAAAAAUUACAGGGCUCUAUUUAAGGUUGUAUUUUAAUGUAAAUGCUUAUGUUUUUAUGAAUUGUUAAAUAUUUCAGUAUUAUAUAGAAAAAAUAGAUUUUCUAAAUUCAGAAUGGACAAAGAGAGAAUAUUCAUUUUCUUAUUAAUAAGAUAAAGAAAUGUUUCCCUGCCCUACCAUCUUCAUUCUAUUUCUCUUUAAUUUUAUUCACUGAGACAGAGAAGCAAUUUUUGAAAAACAGCAAACCCAUGGAAAAUGUCUCAGGUCUAAUAUUAAAAUCAAGACUAAGCAUUUAACUGUGA